UAUUGAAGGGAUCAUCGUGCGCUUCGGCGAGAAUCAGCUCGGCUGAGAUCUGCAGCCACACAUUUGCCAGGACCAUUCACAAUAGCGGACGCCUCAAUGGAGGUUGCACGGGCAAGAAGAUGCUGCUCUGCAAGAUUUUGCGUGGAGGAUAGUGGGCUGGCUUAUAAGUUAGCCCCUCGUCCUCACCUCUGCUGGCUCUUUUUCCCGGAUUGUCUGCCUCCCCAAAUCAUCAAUCAUGUCGUCGCCGAUUCCCAAGCCCCCGGGAGUUUUUCUCCUUGGCAAUGUGUUCGAUGUGAAUGCCUCGAAUCCUUGGAAUUCGUUUAAUAAGCUUGCAGCUAAGUAUCGUCCCAUCUGCAAGGUCACUAUCUUUGGCCAGGACAUUGUUCUGGUCACGGGCGCUGCCCUGUUGGAGGAAAUCUGCGACGAGACACGUUUUCGCAAAUGUGUGACUGGCCCCAUCAUCGAAAUCCGCCAAGCAGUCCACUCCAGCUUAUUUACAGCGAAGCAUAACGAAAUGGAGAGUUGGGGAGUCGCGCAUCGGAUUAUGGCACCGCUCGUCUCACGGGAGGCUGUUGAGCAGGUCUUCGCAGAUAUGCGGGAGGUGUCGACGGAUCUGAUCAAGAAAUGGACUGCUGGCCCUCGCCAGCGUGUCAGCGUCACGAAUGAUCUGGACCGCCUCAACCACGCCGCCAACAUGCUCUGCUUCUUUGACCAGCGUCUACAUUGCUUGGAGGGCCCAGAACCAUCUCUCAUCAAAGCCAUGGAAGCUGCCACUACGGAAGCUGUCCGGCGACCCUCCCGACUCAAGAUCCUAAAUUGGCUCGUUUACCAGCGCAAAUUCGCCGCCUACAACAAAGCCCUGCGCGAUUACUCUGCCGGCUGCAUCGAACACCGGCGCGCCAACCCGUCCGCCAAGAAGGACAUGCUAUAUGCUAUCAUGGAGGGCAAAGACCCGCAGACCGGCGAAGGAUUGAAUAAAACGCAGAUGAUUGACGAGAUUAUAAAUGUAUUCAUUGGAAGCGCUACGGCACCCAACCUCGUCAGUUUCGGUCUCUACUACCUCAUGAAGAACCCGCGAGUGAUUGCCCGCGCCCGGGAAGAGAUCGACGCCGUUGUCGGCGGCCCCGGCGCGAAGAUCGAGCACGAGCACAUGGCCGCCCUCCCAUACUGCACUGCCAUCCUCCAAGAAACCAUGCGACUUGCCGCCCCCGCUCCAGGCUUCAACCGGGAACCCAUCCCUUCCGAUGAGGGGCCAGUCCUCCUCGCAGGCGGCGAGUACGAGGUCCCUCGUGAGCAAGCCCUCAUCGCCGUCCUGUAUGGUGUGAACCGUGACCCCGCCGUCUUCGAGGACCCCAAUGCAUUCAAGCCAGAGCGCAUGCUUGGAGAAAAAUACGACCGACUCCCGUCUGCCGUGAAGAAGGGCUUCGGCAACGGCAAGCGCGAGUGCAUCGGAAAGCAGUACGCAUGGGAAUGGGCUCUUUUCACGCUCAUCAGCAUCAUGAAGGACGUGGAGUUUGACCUGGCAGAUAAGGACUAUGUCACCGAUGGUGCCGGUAACAACUACAACGGCGCAUUCACAGUUAAGCCCCUGGACUUUUAUGCAAUCACCGGGCCCCGGCCUCGAGUUGGCUGAGCAUUGACCCAUGCCUCUUUGUUUACUUCCCACAUGCCUAUGAUAUCCAAAAUGUGUGUUUAUUUAUAAUGUAUGAGAUGGCCAACUCAAUGAUCAUAAUGAGGAUUGACGAGACUACAU
Messenger RNA from Aspergillus ibericus CBS 121593, 1753 nucleotides. RefSeq names its product putative cytochrome P450. The record is from RefSeq and is a predicted model, not a curated record. The coding region runs from base 236 to 1633 and encodes 465 amino acids. Gene Ontology annotation, molecular function: iron ion binding; heme binding; monooxygenase activity. NCBI's taxonomy places the organism in Eukaryota, Fungi, Ascomycota, Eurotiomycetes, Eurotiales, Aspergillaceae. The transcript is spliced from 2 exons.